Microtus ochrogaster (prairie vole) is the source of this 2419-nucleotide messenger RNA. It is a transcript of the gene Gatad2a, whose product is annotated as GATA zinc finger domain containing 2A. Gene Ontology annotation, cellular component: NuRD complex. Lineage: Eukaryota; Metazoa; Chordata; Mammalia; Rodentia; Cricetidae. The record is from RefSeq and is a predicted model, not a curated record. Gene Ontology annotation, biological process: negative regulation of transcription by RNA polymerase II.
GGAAGUGUGAGAGGCGAAAUCUGCCUAGCAACCGGGGAAGCCGGGCUGUGAAGCGGGCAAUUUCAGUGUGAGAAGGAGCGGCGAGACCGAGCGGCGGCUCCGAGUGCGCCGAGGCAGCUCCUUCCGCCCGGGGUCAGCGCCCCGGCGCGCGCACGCGCACCCUCGCUGCCUGAGGGUGCGCGCCCCGCGCAGUCGGUCGGUCUGUCGUCCGUCGUCCUGUCUCCGCAGCCGCCUCAGGCGCCACCCGAGGGAGCCGUCGCCGUGGGACGCGACCCGACCGGACCCGAGCGUUCUGCCCGAGGCCGGCCCGGGGCCCAGCUGCCGAUCGUGCGGAGCCGAGCAACUUCGGUUGGCCUGCACAUUGAGCCAGCACAUCCACACAAGUUGCCUUUUGACAGAGCUGUGGCCAUGGCUGCAUAGUAGGACCAGCACCCCGGACUCUGAGGCCAGAAUGAGCGAAGAAGCAUGUCGAACCCGCAGUCAGAAGCGAGCCCUUGACCCCGACCUCACGGAGGAUGAUGUGGAGAACAAGAAAAUGAAAAUGGAGAGAGCACCAUCAGAGCUGACCGUGGACGGAGACACCACGGUGAUGCCUGAGUCAGGUGUAGGCCCAGCCCAGGGGUUGCUGAGGACAACAGAGAUCACGGCCACAGGAUCAGGCGAAGGGCUGGUAGGAGAUGGGCCUGUGGACAUGCGCACCUCACACAGUGACAUUAAAUCUGAGAAAAGACCUCCCUCACCUGAUGUGAUCGUGCUCUCUGACAGUGAGCAGCCAUCAAGCCCAAGGGUGAAUGGGUUGACCACAGCAUCCUUGAAGGAUACCAGCACUGAGGCGCUCCUGAAAAGCAGCCCAGAAGAGCGAGAGCGAAUGAUCAAGCAGCUGAAGGAGGAGUUGAGGCUCGAGGAAGCAAAGCUGGUUCUGUUGAAGAAGCUACGACAGAGUCAAAUACAAAAGGAAGCCAUAGCGCAGAAGCCUGCAGCUUCCUCAGGGACCUCCGUGACCACCCCUCCCCCACUCGUCCGGGGUACUCAGAACAUUCCUGCUGGCAAGACAUCACUUCAGACCUCUUCUGCUCGAAUGCCCGGCAGCAUCAUCCCACCGCCACUGGUCCGGGGUGGGCAGCAGGUGUCUGCCAAGCUGGGACCACAGGCCAGUUCCCAAGUAGUCAUGCCACCACUUGUCAGGGGGGCCCAGAUUCACAACGUCAGACAGCACCCCUCCACAGGGCCACCACCCCUCCUCCUAGCCCCCCGCGCCUCAGUGCCCAGCAUGCAGAUUCAGGGACAGAGGAUCAUCCAGCAGGGACUUAUCCGUGUUGCCAAUGUCUCUAAUACCAGUCUACUUGUCAACAUCCCUCAGCCCACUGCAGCCUCACUGAAGGGGACAACAGUUGCCUCUGCUCAGGUCAGCUCCACCCCAACCAGUGUGGCCUCUGUGGUUGCAUCUGUUGAGUCUCCAGCCAGCCGGCAGGCUGCUGCCAAGCUAGCGCUACGCAAGCAGCUGGAGAAGACAUUGCUCGAGAUUCCACCUCCCAAGCCCCCUGCUCCAGAAAUGAACUUCCUGCCCAGUGCUGCCAACAAUGAGUUCAUCUACCUGGUUGGUCUGGAGGAGGUGGUGCAGAAUUUGCUGGAGACGCAAGCGGGAAGGAUCUCUGCCAGCACAGCUUCUGCUAUGUUAUCCCGGGAGCCCUACAUGUGUGUUCAGUGCAAGACAGACUUCACAUGCCGCUGGCGGGAGAAGGGUGGAGCUGUUAUGUGUGAGACCUGCAUGACUUCCAACCAAAAGAAGGCACUCAAGGUGGAGCACACCAGUCGGCUGAAGGCUGCCUUCGUGAAAGCACUGCAGCAAGAGCAGGAGAUGGAGCAGCGGCUGCUGCAGCAGGGUGUGGGUACCGCCAGCACCAAGGCUGAGGCUGCAGCCCCACAUCCCACGCUGAAGCAGGUCAUAAAGCCCCGACGUAAAUUGGCGUUCCGCUCAGGAGAGGCCCGUGACUGGAGUAACGGGGCUGUGCUACAGGCUUCCAGCCAGCUGUCCCGGGGCUCAGCCACAACACCUCGUGGCGUUCUGCACACAUUCAGCCAGUCACCCAAACUGCAAAAUGCAGCCUCAGCUACGGCCCUGGUAAGCAGGACUGGCAGACAUUCCGAGAGAGCUGUGGGCACCAGCAAGGGCACCGCCUCCAACUGGAAAAAGACACCCCUGAGCACAGGUGGGACCCUUGCCUUUGUCAGCCCGAGCUUGGCAAUGCACAAGACCUCUUCAGCUGUAGACCGUCAGCGAGAAUACCUCCUGGACAUGAUCCCUCCACGCUCCAUUCCCCAGUCAGCCACAUGGAAAUAAUGGGAGCCGGCCCAGCUGAGGACAGGCCCUUUGCUCUCCACGGCUCCUGGUCUAGGACACACAGACCGCCCUCCUAAC